Trichobilharzia szidati is the source of this 2483-nucleotide messenger RNA. The record is from the annotation of a GenBank genome assembly. Lineage: Eukaryota; Metazoa; Platyhelminthes; Trematoda; Strigeidida; Schistosomatidae.
CCUUGAGGUAAAACUUGAGAGGGAUGUUUUAAGUUGAGAGCUACGUUGAAGUGGGAUUUCAGAAGCUCUUGUACUUGCUCAGUUCACUCCCGAUUAUCAUCACUUAAAAGACAGCAUUUCCACAGGAUAUGUUGGAUAUCGUUGUAGCCACACCGUCUUGAUUGAAGGAAUGUCUAUGCAGUUUAAUAAGUGAGAAUAUGCAAGAUAAUCAGAGUGUUCGUAUUGCAUAUUAUCGCCUACAUCCAGGGCGUAACAGGUUUUGUUGCCGUGGUCAUGGAGUAUAUUCUCGAGACAUGUGUAUAUUUACUGUCAGUUUACUUUUGAUUAUUGGCGUUACAAUACUGUUUUUUGCAUUCGAAUGUCGCCUUCUAACUCCACUACUAACUCCGGCUGUGCCUAUUUUGGCAGCAAUUCAAUUCGUCUAUGUGGUCAUUACAUUUCUUCGUGCAGCAUUCACAGACCCAGGAAUUAUACCACGGGCUACACGUCCUGAGAUGGAGUGGACUGAAAUGUCAGUUGCUUCUGGAGAUAUAGCCAUAAAUGAUGUAAAUAAUCAAAAUGAUCGUGAUGCGAAUACAGUUCGUACUUAUCCACCCGGUGCAAGAACACGUCAAAUACUUAUUGGGGAUCAUCUAGUCAAAAUUAAUUAUUGUCAUAGUUGCCGAUUUUUUCGUCCUCCUCGAGCAUCACAUUGCUCUUCGUGUGAUAAUUGUGUUGAACGUUUCGAUCAUCAUUGUCCAUGGAUUGGAAAUUGUGUUGGCCAAAGGAAUUAUCGUUUUUUUGUACUAUUCAUAUAUUCAUUGAGUAUUUAUUGCCUUUAUAUUUUGGUAUUUUCUGUAGUCAAUUUGGUUUUAUUAUACAAAAAAUAUGAAGAUAUUGUAGUGGCUAUCAAGAUUUCACCUGCUUCAAUAAUUGAGAUAUUGAUAUCUUUCUCGGCAAUGUGGACUGUAUUCGGUCUAUCUGGUUAUCAUACAUCCCUGCUGUGUCGAGGAUUUUCAACUCAUGAAGAUAUUCGACACUUUCCAAGAAUACUGAAACAGGCUGGUCACAAAAAUCCUUAUUCACGUAAAAAUAUGCUGUACAAUUUCGUGUAUACACUGUGUGGACCUCAAUUGCCCAGCCUUCUACGUGGUUGGCGAAAAGUUAGUGAAGAGUCAUGGCCUGUUGGUGCUAAGGAUCCGGACUCAUCCAAUGGAUGUUUUAGAGAUUCAACAGACAAUCAGUCAAAUGUCUCUUCAGUUAUCAGUAAACACAAUCCACCUGUUCCGUUACCGAUUGAUGUGUUAAAUAAUCGAAACAUUCUACGCAACAAUAAUCGUUCCUAUGACCCAUCACCAAUCCCUCCUUAUCCACCGCCGGAUUCACCAGAGAUUCCUAUUAUUCAAAAAGAUGAAAAGUCAUCAAAUAUUUAGAUUAUUCAACUCAACUUUGACAUACAUACAGAGAUAGAAAUGUGAACGGAGUAUGGAGGAGGCCUUUAUUUCGGUUGAGAAAUAAAAACAACAACCUUCCCCUGUGUUUAAUCCUGAUGAUAUUUCAGCAUAUAUAUAUAUAUAUAUAUAUAUAUAUAUAUACUUAUAUAUGUGUGUAAUCAACGAUUGGUCAAUCUUAUUGCCUUCUUGAGUACAUAUAUAUAUUUAUAUAAGCUUGUUUUAAAACAAUAUAUAUAUAUAUAUAUAUUCCUUUUGAUUACCUCAUAUUAUUAUAUAUGUAUACAGAUGCUUAACCCUAUUUAGCUCAGAUUUUGAUUUGUUAUUCAAUGCCUUGCAAUAUAUAUACAUGUAUUUAGUAAUAACUAAUUAAUUAAUUAAGUAAUCUAAUUAAUUAAUUAAUUAAUUAAUUAACUAUCCACAGGUACACACACAGAGUCUGUUGUUUGUUGAUUAUUGUUUUUGAUCCAACACCCUACUCACUCACUCCAUCCGUCCCUUCUCCCACCUCCGCUAUUUCAUAACACUGCUGACACUUCCUCUUUGUCGUCUACACACUUCUACUACUACUCCUACUACUACUAUUAUUGUCCUCCUCUCAUGUAUGAUUAUUACACAGUGUGUUUUCUCCCCUCCCUCUACCCCCUCCUUUUUUCCCCUAGUUGCCCAAAUCUGUAUUCUCUAUGUAUCAUCUACGGGCUGGUGGGUGUGUAUGUAUGUAAAUGUAUAAAAUAUUUCCAGUCUGUGUUGUUUCUUCUUCUUCAGACAAGACAGAUUCUUAUUUCUCCGUUGCUGCGGUUGUUGUUGUUGUUGUCGCUCUUGUCGCCAUUGUCUUAUUCCUCUCUCUCUCUCUCUCCCUCUCUAUUUUUGUAGACUAAAUCUUUUUUGUGUUUUUUGAAAUGUAACAAUGUAUUGAUGUAUGUGUAUGUAUGUAUGCAUGUAUGGCUACAUAUUUGUGUGUGUGUGUAUGUGUGAGUUUGUAUGUGAAUCAGUUGUGUCUUUGUUUGUUUUUUUGUAACAUUUAUACGAUAUGUUCACUCUGUCGAAUUAGUU